CUCCUCUACUCUUUCUUCUUCAUCUUCUUCCCUUCAACCUAUGCAAAGAAAACUCUAACCUAACCCUCAGUUCCUCUCCCUCCCUGAAGCCAGUGAAGUGAACCUUACUCUUUCUCAAUCUCACAUCCUCACUCAGCCUCCGCAGAGCUGCAGAGGCACUUUCUCUCUCUCACACUCACGAUUGCCGGCUCCUCUGCCUCCUCGUCGCCUCAGCCACCUUUGUCGCUGCGUCGUCGCCUCGCCUCAGCUUGAUUUCUCUCCUCUCACAGGUUCCCGUCACCGCGCCGCACGCGUCUCCCUCUGCGUCACCGCGCCGCACGCGUCUCCCUCUCCCUCUCCCUCAACCAAAGAGAAACCCUAGCCUCCUCCACCGCCGCAAGGAGUUCGCCGCUGCCGCCGUCCGUCGCACGCAGCAUGGGCUUCUCUCUUCGUCUUGUCUACAAUCAGUGGCGCUAAGCCAAUCCCCUUCUCUCCUUCUCCAGAACUCAGAACUCAACCUCAAGUCCUCAACCAAAGAAAAAGUUGAAAACCCUAGCCUCUGCCGCCGUCCGUCCGUCCAUCCGUCUAGCCACUGCCGCCGUCCGUCGCACGCAGGUCUUCUCUCUUCGUCCUGUUCUCCCCGUCUCCAACCCCUGCUCCCUUCUUCCGCAAGCUCGGCCCAUGCGUCGUCUUCAUCUGCUCGCCGUCCUGCUCGCUGUCGUGUGGUCGGCGUCGUCAGUCGCGGCAACGUACUCUGCCCAGAGCCCCAGACUUCGAAGGAAAUUCUUUGAGGUAUAUGAGAAUUAAGAAGGAAGACUAUUCCAACGGACCGAUUUUAUCGGUUCAAUUAGUGAUCUAUCGGUUGAACCAAUAAACUAGUGAAUCAGGAGUCUGACCGAUUCGAUCACCAGUUCGGUUCUGAAGACUAUGUUUAUAGUUUCUUUUUUGUGGAAUGAAUCGUGUUCUUCUUCCGAAACAUGUCGCUGCGGUAAUAAAAUCCCAAAAGAACCCUCUUAGGGCAUUGGAAAUGUUCAACUCGGUGAAAACCGAGGAAGGGUUCAAGCAUACGCUUUUAACAUACAAAUGCAUGGUUCAGAAGCUUGGUCUCCACGGCGAGUUCGAGAACAUGGAGAACAUUCUCUCGGAGAUGAGAACCAACCUCGACAACGCGAUUCUAGAAGGAGCGUAUGUCGAAGCCAUGAGGAGCUACGGAAGAAGAGGGAAAGUUCAGGAAGCUGUUGACACGUUCGAGCACAUGGACCUCUUCAACUGCGACCCUUCCGUACACUCCUACAACGCUAUCAUGAACAUUCUGGUUGAGCACGGGUACCACAACCAAGCGCAUAAGGUUUACAUGAGGAUGAAGGAUAGAGGGGUUUGUUCCGAUGUGUGCACCUACACCGUGAGGAUCAAGUCGUUUUGUAGAACUAGGAGACCCCAUGCUGCUCUUAGGCUUCUUAAGAACAUGCAUUUCAUGGGGUGUAAUUCGAAUGCAGUGGCGUAUUGUAACGUUGUUGAAGGGUUUUAUGAAUCCGGGUGUUUUGAUGAUGCGCGUGAGGUGUUUGAUGAAAUGCUCGAGAGACUUUUGUUUCCUGAUGUUACAACUUUUAACAAGCUUGCUCAUAGGCUCUGUAAAAAGGGGAUUGUGGGAGAGAGUGAAAGGCUUCUGAGCAAGGUUUUAAAGAGAGGGGUUAAUCCCAAUUUGUUUACUUUUAAUAUAUUUAUUCAAGGGCUUUGUAAUGGAGGUCAUAUUGAUGGUGCUGUUAGGUUGCUUGGUGUUGUGGCGAGAGAAGGUUUGAGUCCUGAUGUUGUCACAUAUAACACUUUGAUUUGUGGGCUUUGUAGGAAUUCUCAGGUUGUCAAAGCUGAGGGAUACUUGCAUAAGAUGGUUAAUUGUGGGUUUGAGCCUGAUGGUUUCACCUAUAAUACUAUUAUUAAUGGAUACUGCAAGACUGGGAAGGUGCAAGAUGCUAAUAGGAUUCUGAAGGAUGCAGUUUUUAAGGGCUUCCAGCCUGAUGAGUUUACUUAUUGUUCCUUGAUCAAUGGAUUGUGCCAGGAUGGUGAUCCUGAUCAAGCCAUGGCUAUUUUUAAGCAUGGAAUUGAGAAGGGUUUGAGGCCAAGCAUUGUUGUUUACAAUACCAUGAUUAAAGGGUUGUCUCAGUUGGGUCUGAUUUUGCCAGCUUUGCAGUUGAUGAAGGAGAUGGCAGAAAAUGGCUCUCACCCUAAUAUGUGGACUUACAAUUUAGUCAUAAAUGGACUGUGCAAGAUGGGUUGUGUAUCUGAUGCCAAUGAUCUUGUCAAUGAUGCUAUUGCCAAAGGAUGCCUACCUGACAUUUUUACCUUCAAUACUUUGAUUGAUGGCUACUGUAAACAGCAGAAGUUAGACACUGCAAUUGAGAUGGUAAAUAGAAUGUGGAGCCAAGGUGUGACUCCUGAUGUUAUCACAUACAAUACUUUGUUGAAUGGGCUUUGCAAGGCUGCGAAAAGUGAUGAAGUAAUGGAGAUCUUCAAGGCUAUGGCGGAGAAGGGAUCCGCUCCAAACAUAAUUACAUACAACAUUAUCAUUGAAUGCCUUUGUAAAGAUAAGAAAGUAAAUGAAGCUUUGGAUUUGCUCGGGGAUAUGAGAAGCAAGGGUUUGGCACCUGAUGUGGUUAGUUUUGGCACAUUGAUCACUGGUUUCUGUAAGAUUGGGGAUCUUGAUGGUGCUUACAGCUUAUUUAGAAGGAUGGAAAAACAAUACAAUGUUUAUCAUACAACAGCAACAUAUAACAUUGUACUUUGUGCGUUUUCUGAACAGCUCAACAUGAAAAUGGCAGUAAAGCUCUUCUCUGAGAUGAAGCGAAAUGGCUGUGAACCAGAUAACUAUACCUAUAGGGUCAUGAUUGAUGGCUUUUGCAAAACUGCAAAUGUUACACAAGGGUAUAAUCUUCUAGUGGAAAAUAUUGAAAAGGGGUUUAUUCCAUCGCUAAUUACAUUUGGACGAGUUCUAAAUUGUCUUUGCAUGGAGGACAAGCUUCAUGAAGCAGUUGGUAUCAUCAACCUUAUGAUCGGAAAGGGUAUCGUCCCGGAUAUUGUAAAUACAAUCUUUGAAGCUGAUAAAAAGGUGGUUGCAGCACCCAAGAUUGUUGUAGAAGAUUUGUUGAAGAAAGGCCACAUAACUUACCAUUCCUAUGAACUACUAUUUGAUGGCAUUAGAGAUAGGAAGAUACUUAAGAAAACGCUUCCAACAGUGAAGUCUCAUGAUCGAAGGGCCACGUCAGCAGCUGUUACUUAAGAAAAUUGCUGAUUCUACUAGAAGAAUCCUGCCAAAAUGGUAGGAAGUUUCAUGGUGGAAAAUCUUCUUUACAUUUGGGAAAGAAAAACAAAAAGAGGAACCGGGAAUAUCAAGGAAUCUAGACAUGAAAACGUGAUUAUUCAUGUCAAGCACAUCACCAACUUUCAUAGCAAGAAAUUGAAGGGGCACAAAGUAUGAUGUGUCUUCUGCUUGGAGUGUCACUUAAACCAAAUUUUGGCCACGAGUGUGUGAGUGUGAGAGAAUAUAACAUGUACAGAGAAAUCAGAAAUCUAAUUGUUUUGUAAUAACUCAAGAAACAAAAAAAAAAAAGGAUAUUUAAAUUUAAUGCCAUGACGAAAGUUGUCUUCAGUUCUUCAUGUUAUAUUAUUACAAAAUUCAUUAAAA
Arachis ipaensis is the source of this 3658-nucleotide messenger RNA. RefSeq names its product Pentatricopeptide repeat (PPR) superfamily protein. Lineage: Eukaryota; Viridiplantae; Streptophyta; Magnoliopsida; Fabales; Fabaceae. The record is from RefSeq and is a predicted model, not a curated record. Gene Ontology annotation, molecular function: protein binding; mRNA binding.